This is a messenger RNA of Ceratitis capitata (Mediterranean fruit fly), 1814 nucleotides long. Its product is annotated as transcription factor grauzone-like. Gene Ontology annotation, biological process: regulation of transcription by RNA polymerase II. Gene Ontology annotation, molecular function: RNA polymerase II cis-regulatory region sequence-specific DNA binding; zinc ion binding; DNA-binding transcription activator activity, RNA polymerase II-specific. Lineage: Eukaryota; Metazoa; Arthropoda; Insecta; Diptera; Tephritidae. The record is from RefSeq and is a predicted model, not a curated record. Gene Ontology annotation, cellular component: nucleus. The transcript has 5 exons. The coding region runs from base 85 to 1695 and encodes 536 amino acids.
CACUGGGACUUUGUAAACAAAUAUUUGAUUCGUUUCCAAUCAUCUUUUUCGAAGUUGCCAUUAAUAGCGGAACAAAUACAUAAAAUGUUAUACGAAAAAUGUUGUGUUUUAUGCUUGGAAAAUAUUACGCCAAUAGAAAGCAGAAUAAAUCUUAACAUGGAGGAUGCGAUCUCUAUAGAAGCACAUAAAAGAAUUGAUAAACAUUUCAAGGAAGAGCUCCUCAUCAUGUCGAGUUUAUCAACUAAAUUUGUAUGCAAUAAAUGUUGGGAGUUGCUGGAUUCAUUCCAUAAAUUCUACAUUCGUGUACAAAACGCACAUUUGGAAGCGAGCUAUAAGCUUGAAGCGCUGCAAGAAUCUACGAUAGCAGUUACAGAAAUUAAAGUGGAAACAAAUGAUGAGGAUAAAUUGGCCACAACGUCAAAUGAACGCAAGGAAUGUGAAGAAAAUAAUGACGGUGUAGAGCUAUACACGAGUAAGGAAGAGAUAAUUGUGGGAGAAUUUCAUAUUAGAAAUGAAGCGAUAUGUGACGAAUCAAACCAUUCAAAUUUUGUUCCGUUGAAACAGUUAGAUGGGGAUGAUAGUAGCAUUGCUAUAAGCGAUGCGUUUGGAAGUCCUGUUAAUAACCACAAAGCUGAACAGAAGAAUAAAAUUAAAGUUAAAAAGAGAAGUAUGAAAUCCACUAAUGUGCACAGAGAUCACAAUAAGACACCGCACUAUGAUGAUUUCAUUGCGAAGCAUUUCCAGUUAACUUGUUUUAUAUGUGACAAAUCUCUAACAGAUUUUAGAGAUUUAAAGAUCCACUAUCGUGAAAAUCAUCAAACGAAUGGAUAUAUAAAAUGUUGCGGGAAGAAAUUAUUCAAACGUGGUGAUCUAGUUGAUCAUAUACAUUUCCAUAAAGAUCCAGAGUAUUUUAAAUGUCCACAAUGCGAAAAAGUACUAUGUGAUCGAAAGAAUCUCGAAUCCCACUUACAUUACUCUCAUGAUUCCCAAGAACGUCAUAUUUAUAAAUGUGACAUUUGCUCUAAGUGCUUCUCUCAACGCAAAGUACUUGCACGACAUUAUCUAAUACAUGCUCCGGAGGAGCAGAAAACUGUUAAGUGCACUCAGUGUGAGAAAAGAUUCUGCAAUCAAUAUUCCAUGAAACAACAUUUAAAUUUAACUCAUCUAAAUUUAUAUGCAAAGAUUUGUGAUAUUUGCGGUAAAUCUUUGAAUAAUAAAGAAGCAUUCCAACGACAUCAAGAGGAGCACGCUGGCGUUCAAAGAUCGUCAGUACAAUGUCAAUUAUGCAAUGUUGAGCUUAAAACGCAAUACGGCCUGACGAGACAUAUGAAAACGAUGCACACCAAGGAGUAUCAAACUCCACAAGUAUGUCCAGUUUGCUCCAAAGUAUCACCCACACUACGGGCGCAUAAAAGCCACAUGGAAUAUAUGCAUAGCGGAAAGGAAUAUAUUUGUCAUAUUUGUGAUAAAUCCUUCAAACUUUGUAAAUACUUAAAAGAUCAUUUGGCCACACACACAGGAGAAGGUUUGUACACUUGUACAUUUUGUCCGCAAACGUUUAAUUCACAAUCAAAUAUGUACACACAUCGUAAACGAAAACAUCCGCAAGAAUGGACGCAGAAAUGUUCAAAGAAAAAAUUUUCGAAUGGGAUGAGACUUACACAAGAUCAAAUGGAUUCCGAAGGUAGACUAUGACGCUAGAGCUAAAAGGCAUGUAGCAUGGAAGCACUCUACAAAUUCCAACUUAGAAAGCAGCAACGGAACAUUAUCCAUUUUCUGAGCAGCCCACGCACCGCUAAUUAUAUUUAAAAAAA